Heterocephalus glaber (naked mole-rat) is the source of this 1218-nucleotide messenger RNA. RefSeq names its product C-X-C motif chemokine ligand 10 (gene Cxcl10). NCBI's taxonomy places the organism in Eukaryota, Metazoa, Chordata, Mammalia, Rodentia, Bathyergidae. Gene Ontology annotation, molecular function: chemokine activity. Gene Ontology annotation, cellular component: extracellular region. The record is from RefSeq and is a predicted model, not a curated record. Gene Ontology annotation, biological process: chemotaxis; defense response; immune response.
CACUUCUCAACUGCUGAGACACAUUCUGAGUCUACCAUAGGGGAAUCUCCAAUCUCAGCACCAUGAGCCACACCAUUCUUAUUUUCUGCCUCAUCUUUCUGACCUUGAGUGGGAUUCAAGGAAUACCUCUUUCCAGAACUAUACGCUGUACCUGCAUUGAGACUAGUACUCAAUCUGUUAAUCCAAGGUUCUUAAAGAAACUUGAAAUUAUCCCUGCAAGUCAAUCUUGUCCACGUGUUGAGAUCAUUGCCACAAUGAAAAAGAACAGGGAGAAGAGAUGUCUGAAUCCAGAAUCUAAGGCCAUCAAGAAUUUAUUGAAAGCAGUUAGAAAAGAAAGGUCUAAAAGAUCUUAAAACCUGAGAGAAGUAAAAUCAUUGCAGUGCUGAUAAGGAUGGAUCAGUGAGGCUGCCUGUCCCAUUACUUCCCUACAGAGUCUAUGUCAAACCCUCAGUGGCCCUAAUUUGUAGUUCUUCUAAAAGGUGACCACUCACCAAAUUAGCUGUUAGUACUCUUGUGGGAAUGUGGAUGCGUCAUCACUUGACCUAAUAAUAUCUCUGGUAAUAGUGUUACUAGUUCUAUUACUAAUAGUAAUAGCACUAAUAACUAGUAUUAACUCUUCCCUGGCACUCUACUGUAAGCUUUGCCAAAGUGAUACAUUCUCAGCAAAUGUGCCAAAUCCUAGCACUGAUACUGACACUUUCCUCACCUUUCCUAUUUUCUAAGGGUUCUUAAGGAAUCUUUUACUUCUGGAUUUAUCAGAGUUCUUUGACUCUCAAGUAACUAAAAGGUGUAUAAUCAGGGGAACUGUUUGCAUCUGUUCUUUUAAGAACAAUCUUUACUUCAUAGACUUCUACUACCAUCCUCCCGAGGACCCACACUCUUCAGUGAUUAUAUACAAAGAAUUCCAAAUACCUACAGAAAGCUAAAUAUGUCUGAAAAUGUGUCUGUAAAUACUAUUUAAUGAAAGAAUGUACAAAGUAGAAUUUUUAGAUGUUUCUUGUAUUUUUAAGUGUAUAUGGACUAACUUGGGUAAUUAAGAACAAUGAAUAAUUGGAGAAAUUUUAAAAUCUAAAUGUAUGUUUUACACAUUAUGUAAGACAAAUGUGCUGAAUGGUUUUCAAAAUAAAAAUGAUGUGCUGUCCUGGAAAUAUUAGAAAUGAUUAUCUAACUGUUGAGAGACAAAAAAGAUAAUAAAGUAAUUAUAACUAAGAUAAAGUG